Messenger RNA from Penicillium brevicompactum, 1419 nucleotides. RefSeq lists its product as uncharacterized. The record is from RefSeq and is a predicted model, not a curated record. Gene Ontology annotation, molecular function: transmembrane transporter activity. Gene Ontology annotation, biological process: transmembrane transport. The transcript is spliced from 4 exons. NCBI's taxonomy places the organism in Eukaryota, Fungi, Ascomycota, Eurotiomycetes, Eurotiales, Aspergillaceae. The coding region runs from base 1 to 1419 and encodes 472 amino acids. Gene Ontology annotation, cellular component: fungal-type vacuole membrane.
AUGCACCAUGGCCACGGAGACUCGACCAGCGAUCUGGAACAGCAUCGCCUAUCAGUGAAAUCCGACGCACCUGUCGCCCCUCCGCCCGAUAUAGAAACACAGCACAUCACUGUUCAGGGGAGCCAUGAGACUGGGUAUACCAGUGAUGACUCUCUUGAAAAUGAGAAAUACUCUUUGCCACCUGUAGAUGGCGGCAAAGAUGCUUGGCUGUGUCUUUUGGGCGCAUUCAUCCUGGAAAUGGUUGUCUGGGGCUUCGCUUUCUCCUUUGGUGUUCUCCAAGACUAUUACAGCACUAACGCACCAUUCUCUCAUGACCACUCUAGCAGGUCUAUAGUAGGAUCAUGCUGCAUGGGUAUUUUGUACCUCGCAUCACCCAUCAGUCUCUUCGUUCUUCAGAAAUGGCCACGCAUCACUCGCAUUAACAGCGUCCUCGGUCUUGCGAUCGCUGUGACUGGCGUCCUCACAUCUUCCUUUGCCACAAAGAUGUGGCAGCUCACAAUCACCCAGGGUGUCAUUUACCCGAUCGGAGGUGCCAUGCUCUACUAUCCAGUCCUGCUAUUUGUCGACGAGUGGUUUGAGCGAAGGAAGGGGCUUGCAUUCGGAGUUGCCUGGGCCGGAAGCGGUGUUGCCGGCGUCGUAUUCCCACUUCUUCUCCGCUGGGCUUUGUCGCGAUUUUCUUUCAAGAUCACCAUGUGGGCCUGGUCCAUCGGCAUGGUCGUCUUGGUCUGUCCCAUUUUGGCAUUUGUGAAGCCACGGAUUCCUGUCAACACCGACACCCCCAAGGCACAGUCUCUCAGCUUCAGCUUCCUUCGGACGCGAUCGUGGAUUAUUUUCCAAAUCGGAAGUCUCAUCCAGAGCAUCGGGUACUUCGCACCUUCACUCUACAUGCCGACCUAUGCUCGAGUCAUCGCACACCAAAGCGCCAUGGGCGAGACAACCCCAGUGACAGCCCUGAACGCUGGCUCAGUACUGGGCUUUAUCAUGGUUGGCUAUUUGGUUGAUCGCUGGCAUGCUGCGACCGUCGUCCUCGCCAUGACGGUAAGCACUGUCAUCUUGGUGUUCGCAUUAUGGGGCUUGUCCGUGACAUUGGCUCCAAUCUGUGUGUUCUCUGCUCUCUACGGAGUCGUUGCCGGCAGUGCCGCCGCGACUUGGCCCGGUAUGGCGAAGAUCAUCAAGAAGGAGGAUCCCUCCGCGCCGGUCGGAAUGGUCCUCGGAACUCUGACGGCUGGCCGAGGCAUUGGCUCUAUUGCAUGCGGCCCGAUCAGCGAGGCUUUGAUCAAAACAGACUGGGCCUGGACUGGUCACACUGCUAGUCUAGGAUAUGGAACCAAGUUUGGUGGCCUAAUUGUCUUCACCGGAGUCACGGCCUGUUUUGGCAUCAUCGGUUUCGCAGCGCGGAAACUUCGACUGAUUCAAUAA